GAGCCACUCACCCCCGGCCCUCUCCGGGGGUUCCCAACCUCCAGAGGACAGACAAGCGCCGCCAACUCGGUGCCCAGCGGACCCACGCCAGCCUCUCGCCCGGAGGCGCUGCGCCCAAGCCCGGAGGCCCGGCGAGCGCCAGCGGAGGAGCCCCGCAGACGCCAUGCUAAAAGCCAAAAUGGCUGCCCCGAGGAUGCCCGCAGCGCGCCGCCUGUGAGGAGGGAGCCGGCCGCUGCGGGAGCGGGGGAGGGGGCGCCGGGGACGCAGUCGCCGCUCGCCAAGCCGGAGCCUCCCCCAGGCUGUAGCUGCACACAGCCCUUGCCGUAACUUUUAAUUCUCUUUGGAAAGAAACUGGCCGGCGGGGAAAAUGAUCAAGUUUUUCCUUAUGGUGAACAAGCAAGGCCAGACCCGGCUGUCUAAGUACUAUGAGCACGUAGAGAUCAAUAAGCGGACUCCUCUGGAAACGGAGGUCAUCAAGAGCUGUCUGUCUCGAUCCAGCGAACAGUGCUCGUUCAUCGAAUAUAAGGAUUUCAAACUCAUCUACCGGCAGUAUGCAGCUCUCUUCAUUGUGGUCGGAGUUAACGACACUGAGAAUGAAAUGGCUAUUUAUGAAUUCAUACACAAUUUUGUGGAAGUUUUAGACGAGUACUUCAGCCGAGUGAGUGAACUAGAUGUAUCCUUUUUCAGAACAUUUUUCCAUGGUAUGUGGCAAAGCCGCUCGCUCUAGGUGUAGUCAGGGCCCGUGCUGAUCUCUCUACCAUUCCAGUUUUAGUGUGGGCGCUGAAGAGGGCACAACUCAUACCUGACUCCACCUUCAACGUCUUAGAAGCCAACCAAGCCACUACAGAGAAACACCCCCACAAAGAAAGCCUUGUGACUGCCUUUGCCGCUCAGACAACAGAACCUCGAGCUCUUUAUCAAGAGCGUUCUGUGCACACCGCUGUGGAGGGUGAUGUGCAGCGGAGGAAGAACUGUGUGGGCCCUGGGCGGUCCUCCAAGAGUUCUUCCGGCUGUGGGAGUCCUCCAUGAAGCACAGUGCUGUUCGCAUGUAAGGAUGGGGAGAGGCCGUGUUCCCUUUCCUAAAAUUCUACAUAGAGAUUUGAACGUUUGAAUCCAGGAAGAGCAGAACCCUAGUCAUACGAGCCUUCAAAAGCCCAACGGUGGUUGUCUGCACUCAUCUGGACAGGCACGGGGAAGGCUUCUGGCCCGUGGAGACAACACACAAUGUGUUGUGAAGUCAUCAGGAUCUGGGGAAAGCCCCACCUAGAUCAAAGACCUCCAAGGUCUUGCUGAGCAGUGGCGGAGGCGGCGUCGGCAGCAGCAGGGAACCACUGGCCUAGUUGGUAGGCACUUAAUCAGUAACGCAUGGAGGAAACUGGUGCACCCGCAGCAGCUAGGGAGUGAGCAAAAUUAACUUUUGGGUCACGCUAAAAUAGUCCAUGAAUUAUAUCUUGGCACAGAUUUUAGGACCUUUAGAGAAUAUUGAAGUUUAAAAAUAUUAAGUAGAUACCAUAGGAAAUACACUGACGAGCUUUACUGUAUUUGGAGACCCCAGAAUGUCUGCCAGCACCUGAGUCCAAGUGAGCUGUGCUGUGGCUGUGGGUGUCCUGUAGGUGUGCUGUGGCUAUGCUGUGGUUGUGGGGGUGCUGUGUAGCCACCCCCCUUCAGCUGAGUGCCUGCAGCGACUUUUGACUCUCCUGGCAGAGCCGAUCUGCUCAGAACAUCAGAACACUGUAGCAGUAGUGCAAAGACAACCCCACAUGGUCCAUAACUGAAAGAACAUAACUAACUGUUCUAAUGAAACUAUGGACAUGUCAGGGCUGGGGGUGUCGGCAGGAUGCUUGCCCAGCAUACAUGAGGCACAGGUUUGAGCCCUUAGCACUCCAUAAAGCAGGCGUGGUGAUGCAUGCCUGUAAUCCCAACACUGGGAAGCCAGAAGUUCAACGUCAUUCUUGACUAUAUUGAGUUUGAGACCAGCCUAAGUCAGCAAUCUUGAAAAAAGGUAUUAAUAAAUACUUUUACUUCAUUUUCAACCAUCUAAAAACCUGGGGUCAGUGAGUAAAGGCACUUGUCCCCAAGCCUGGUGACCUGAAUGUGAUUCCUAAGACCUACAUGGUAGGAAAAAAAAUUCCCUCUUUUUCUUUUAGACAGGACUUUACCAGCUGCCCUGGAUAAAACUCAGAGAUCCACCUGCCUCUGCAAUUAACGGUUUAACGGUGUGGGUCACCACACCCAGCUGGAGGAAACCACCACUUACAAAUUGUACUUCUGUACAUGUGCCGUAGUACAUACACUAUUCUCCCCCAUUCCCAUGUGUGUGCCGUGGUACAUGCACUAUCUAUAGCCCCCUCCCCAAAUCCUAUAUGUGUGCCAUGGUACAUGCACCAACCCCCAUUCCCAUAUGUGUGCCGUGCAUUAUCCACCCCUCCCUAAUCAGUGUUUAAAAACAAGACUAGCCUUUUUUUUUUUUUUUUUUCCAUGUGGUUGCUGGGAAUUGAACUCAGGACCUCUGGAAGAACAGCCAGUGCUCUUAACCUCUAAGCCAUCUCUCCAGCCCCAAGACCAGCCAUUUUAAGAUCACACUUACCUCGUGGUUAGUAAGAAUAGUGAGUCAGCAGACCAUGAUCUGCUAUUCCACCACCAAAAUAGCCUUUACAAAAGCUCACCACUUAUAAGUUUUUUUUUCCUCUUGCUUAAAAAUUUAAAUAAUGGCAAUACUGUACACAUAAGUGGUUUCAAGUCUAGAGUUUUAGUUGUGUAGCCAUGACUUCACUGAGAAGUUAAAACAAAAAACGAACAACAAAAAUCUUGACUUUUCUGAUUGAAACAUAGGUAAUAUACAGAAAUGUCGCUGUUAUGUCUUAAUUAUUCAUUUGUAUAUUAUGUGCAUUGCUGUUUUGUCUGCAUGUAUGUGUCUGUCAGGGUGUUGGAUCCCCUGGAACAGGAGUUACAGACAGUUGUGAGCUGCCAUGUGGGUGCUGGGAAUUGAACCCGGGUCCUCCAGAAGAGCCUCCAGUGCUUUCAACAACCCCUGAGCCAUCUCCCAGCCCUGUGUCUUAACCUUAACAAGUGCCUUUACUCACUGACCCCAGGUUUUUAGAUGGUUGAAAAUGAAGUAAAAGUAUUUAUUAAUACCUUUUUUCAAGAUCGCUGACUUAGGCUGGUCUCAAACUCAAUAGAGUCAAGGUUCACAAGUCAACUGUGAAGCUGAUGAAGUAAACGUAAAGGCUGGCCCUGGCUACACACUCACAACACUGGUUCCACAUACAAGGCUUCAACCAAGAGCAGACUCACAAUCUGGAAAAUCGCCAACACUGAACGCUUACAGGCGUUUUCUUACACAGGAUUUGCCCAGUGUUGGGUACAGUAACAGAGAUGAUUUCAAGCCUCCAGAAGGGUAUGGGCAGGACAUAUGCAGAUACUUUGGCAUUUGUGUAAGAGAUAAUCCUGCAACCGAUCCUCUGAGGAUUCUGACAGGACUGAAAACACUGACUGUGGCUAUCUCUUACGGUAGGUAAUGUACCUAGUGCUGAGCAACUUCAAAUAUAUUCCCAGUGCCUUUUAAAAGCCAUCAUGGGGAGCUGGAGAGAUGGCCCAGUGGUUAAGAGCACUGGCUGCUCUUCUAGAGGACACAGGUUAAUUCCCAGCACCCAUACUGUGGCUCACAACCAUCUGUAACACCAUUCCUGGGGGAAUCUGAUGCCCUCUUCUGGCCUGCACGGGUACUGCACACAUGGUGCAGUCAUAUUUGCAGGCAAAACACACACACACACACACACACACACACACACACACACACACACACUCUUAGAUAAAAAAAAAUUAAGGUUGUUAUUAUUGUUGUUAAAGCCAUUGUGGUAACAAAAUAACUCUGGAGAUUAGAAAUAUACCUGCUGGGUGGUGGUGGCUCAUGCCUUUAAUCCCAGCACUUGGGAGGCAGAGGCAGGUGGAUCUCUGUGAGUUGGAGGCCAGCCUGGUCUACAGAGCUAGUCCAGGACAGGCU
Peromyscus maniculatus bairdii (prairie deer mouse) is the source of this 4003-nucleotide messenger RNA. Lineage: Eukaryota; Metazoa; Chordata; Mammalia; Rodentia; Cricetidae. The record is from RefSeq and is a predicted model, not a curated record.